ACUGAUCCCCACACACAUCCCAAACGGGAGGAGUGAGCAACGACAACACAGCACAGCAAGCUGUUAUUACAAGUACAAGGGGAAGAAGGGAAUGAGGUGAGGACGGCGGAGGAGGAGGAAAGCUGAAGAUCUGGAUGGAAGAAGGAGGAAAAAGAGGAAGAAAGAUCAGAUAGAGGACAGCAAUCCCUGUAAGAGGAUCUCAGACAAAGCCAAUCUGCCUGUCCAGGAGGAGCUGGAGUGCUUUUGGCUGAGGUCUUGACGUCUUUAUAGAGCAAGUGAUGAGUGCUUCCCAUGCAGCCCUUACUCCACUGACUCCUUCUAUGGAAGGCCUGCCCCCACUACCAAAGAGCCUCAGUGGUCUGCUAAAUUCAAGCGGCGGUUCAGGGUGGCGAGAUCUGGAGAGAGUCUAUGCUCAGAAGUCCCGUAUUCAGGAUGACUUAAGUCGUGGAGGCUCCACUGGCACCUCUCAUUCACUACCAAAGCCUCCUAACCUUGAUGCUGCAUUGGCUUUGCUUAGGAAAGAGAUGGUUGGCCUAAGACAACUCGACAUGUCUCUCCUGUGCCAGCUAUAUUCACUUUAUGAAUCAAUUCAAGAAUAUAAAGGUGCUUGCCAGGCUGCUUCCAGUGCAGAAUGUUCCUACGCGAUGGAGAAUGGAUUUUUUGAUGAGGAAGAAGAGUACUACCAAGAAGCCAGUGCUCUUCAUAAAGGUGGCAGAGAAGACUCUGAAGGAAACCUUGUUUUGACUGUACCUUCCCUUUCCAAUGAGGAUUGGAUACUAGAGAACAUUUAACAAAGGAUGCUGGACAUUUCCCACCUUGCUUUUUUCUUCCCAGCCAUUUUUGAUAGGAACGUGGUUUGUUAACCAUAACAUAAACAUUUUCAGGCAUGCUUUUAAAGAGUGCUCUGUUCCCGCUCACCAUUGUGGACAAUAAUGUUGCUACGAGCAACUUGAAAGAAUCUUUCAAGUGCCUUUGACAUCCGAAAGCACUUAU
Molecule: messenger RNA, 993 nt
Organism: Nanorana parkeri
Lineage: Eukaryota; Metazoa; Chordata; Amphibia; Anura; Dicroglossidae
Gene: FAM89A
Product: family with sequence similarity 89 member A
Exons: 3
Coding region: 279-791 (170 amino acids)
Source: RefSeq, a predicted model, not a curated record